AUGUUUCGCCAAAUACGGAUUGAUGAAAGAGACACACCACUUCAACGAAUCGUUUGGCGAUCGUCUCCAGACGCAACUUUAAACACGUAUGAGUUGAAGACCGUGACAUAUGGCACUGCUAGUGCACCCUUUCUGGCCACAAGGGUACUCCGUCAGCUUGCCGAUGACGAACAACACCGCUUUUCAGAGGCCGCCGACGUUCUACGCAAGGACUUUUACGUGGACGACCUGUUCUCCGGAAGUAAGACUGUGGAAGAGGCUAUCAGACUUCGUAACCAACUAGACUCUCUACUCUCUGUGGGAGGCUUUGAGCUACGUAAAUGGGCUUCAAACGUGGAGGAAGUCCUAGAAGGCGUGCCCCCAGAGCACCGAGCGUUAAAGACAUCAGUAGAUCUCGAUCGUGACGAAUGCAUCAAAAGUCUUGGGCUACAUUGGGAACCAGCAACCGACCAACUUCGUUACAAGAUCGACCUACCUUCGAGUAACGACACUCAGCUCACGAAGAGGAUCGCACUGUCCCAAAUUGCUCGUAUUUUUGAUCCACUUGGCCUAGUCGGACCCGUUAUAACAACGGCCAAGUUGUUUAUGCAGGCUCUAUGGACAUUGAAGGCUAACGAUGGAAACAUAUGCGGAUGGGACCAGGAACUUCCGCCUACCUACAAAGAACGAUGGUUCAAUUAUAUGUCUCAGUUGCCAUACCUAAAUGAUCUCCGCAUAGAACGAUACAUCCUUUGUUCGAAUCCUUCAUCCAUUCAGCUCCACUUUUUUUCUGACGCAUCUGAGAAUGCCUAUGGUGCUUGUUGCUAUAUCCGUUCAUCGAAUUCAAACGGAGAAACUAAAACCGCACUUCUUACGACAAAAUCAAAAGUUGCCCCGUUGAAGCAACAGAGCAUCCCGCGUCUCGAACUUUGUGGCGCGCUCCUUUCCGCGGAACUGUACGAGAAGGUAACCAGCUCACUGCAGAUCCCUACAGAUACCUACUUCUGGGUGGACUCGACGAUCGUUAUUUGCUGGCUUAACUCUACUCCGUCAACCUGGACCACUUUCGUUGCGAAUCGUGUCUCAAAAAUACAACUUGCCACAAAAAAAUGUACUUGGAACCAUGUUUCGGGACAACAAAAUCCUGCUGACCAUAUUCUCGUGGUUUGUCUGCUGAGAAUCUACUCCACGACGAGCUUUGGUGGAGGGGCCCACACUGAACCAUCGUUCAUUGAUGAUUUAGCCACCAAGUUCUCAAGUUACCAUAAAAUGCUACGGGUGGUGGCUUACUGUCGACGUUUCAUUCAUCACUGCCAGGGAAGAUCGAGACCAUCCAGAACAGUCAUCACUGCAGAAGAACAACAGGCAGCGGAAAUGAACCUGAUACGAUUGGUGCAGCAACAAUCAUUCACCGCCGAAUGGAACCAGUUGGAACGGUCCCAACCAGUUGGCCUGAAAUCCCGUAUUCGCUGGUGUCACCCAUUCAUUUCGGUCGACAAGAUAAUUCGAAUCGAUGGUAGACUAAAAAACGCGCAACAACCCUAUGACAGUAAACACCAAAUCUUACUACCAUCCGCCCACGCCUUUUCAAAUCUUCUCGUACGGCACCUACACGAAACAAAUCUUCAUGCUGCACCGCAAAUGCUACUCAAUAUCCUUCGUUUGCGUUAUUGGAUUACUGGGGCCAGAAGUCUGGCUCGAAAGAUCGUUCAAAACUGCAUUGCAUGCGCCAAAAUGAGACCAAAACUUGUUCAGCAAUUCAUGUCUGAGCUUCCAAAGGAAAGAAUCACUGCCGCUCGUCCGUUCACCAUCACAGGAGCCGACUAUUGGGGGCCAAUCUUGUUAAAACCAAUUCAUCGUAGAGCAGAACCGGGAAAGGCAUACGUGGCAGUCUUCGUCUGCUUCGCAACAAAGGCUGUGCACCUCGAGCUGGUGGGGGAUUUAAGCACUAGUAAAUUUAUUCAGGCACUCCGUCGUUUUGUAGCCCGACGUGGGCUGUGUGAUGAAAUUUUCAGCGAUAACGGCAAGAACUUUGUUGGUGCAGCAAACGAACUACGUCGAAUCGUCCGGAGCGAUCAGCACCAACAAUCGAUUGUGGAAGAAUGUGCUGCUAAGGGAAUACGAUGGCGUUUCAACCCUCCCAAGGCCUCACAUUUUCGAGGACUGUGGGAAGCAGCAAAACAGUCUGCACAAAGCACUUUUCCAGAGUUUUAG
Molecule: messenger RNA, 2193 nt
Organism: Armigeres subalbatus
Lineage: Eukaryota; Metazoa; Arthropoda; Insecta; Diptera; Culicidae
Exons: 2
Coding region: 1-2193 (730 amino acids)
Biological process (GO): DNA integration
Molecular function (GO): nucleic acid binding
Source: RefSeq, a predicted model, not a curated record